GCUCUCCAGGGUGAAUGUGACAGGUGUGUGGCAGAAGACACCACAGGAGGUUAUGAUGUCCUUCAAGAGGAGGCCUUCAGAGGAGCCGGACAGGAGCUUCUGGGCCCACGGCUCGCGACAGCAGCAGGAUGGCCUGGAGAACAGAGAGCCACGGAGCCGAGGACAGGGUUCCUCGCUGAGGCGCUCUAGGGCUCUCAGUGACACACCUGGGCAGGACAGCAAACGCUCCCUGCCUGCUCCCAAGGAGGGUCUCAGCUGCCUGACAGAUGAGAGAAGAGGAGCAAGUGGCCGACCAGAAGGAUCUAAGGUCAAGAAAUGUCCCCUAGAUGAAGAGGAUGAAGGAAAAGAUGGCAGAGCCACUGUCACCCCAGCAGCUGAGGAAGAGCACUGUCUGGUAGGGGAAGAGGCAGCAGCUGGCCCAGAUCCAGGUCAGGCCUUCACCUACACCAUCCCUUUUUCUACGUUCCUGGACACCCUGGCAGAAGGGAGCCAGAUGUUGAGCAGAAAGGUGCUGAACAUUCUACAGAAGGCCUUAAUUGCUGUGCAAGACAAAGAAGAGCAAAAGAGGCAGCACCCAACAGGCAGCAAAGAGCCUGUUGUGGCAGAGCCAGCCCAGUCCAUCAAGGCUGAGCAACAAGACAUGGAGCACCCUGUGAAACAGGGUGCUGGCCAGCAGCUGGUAGAAGCAGAGUCAGUCCUGGAGCUGUGCAGGAAGGAAGCAACAGAAGCAGGAACACCUGCAGGACCUACCUUCAGAUCUCCUUCGCCCACAGUCGUCAACGCCCUGGCUCGAGAGAGAAGGACAUCUGUCUUCAAGAGUGCCCCACGGGCUCUGCCCAGCUCCUUCAGUGCAAUGCACAGGAGAGGAGAGUGGGAACAGCAGCAGCCCACAGCCUGUGCACAGGAUCUGCCUCACAGCGCCCAGUGUAGUGAAGUCCUGAGCAAGACUACAGUUGUGAUCCAGGGACUCCAGCAGACAAAAGAGCAGGAGUACCUGGCACACAGCAUGGAUUCACCACUGGCAGUAAGAGCAGCAGGGGCAGUGAGCCUGGCACAUGGCCCACGCAGCCCCACAGCUGAUGGCCUGGCUCAUCUGGACACAGCCCCGGACAUGAGAGACGAGCUCUUGAGCAAAGCUGCAAUUGUGAUUCAGGGAUCUGAGGUACAAAUGAUAGAACAGAGAGACCUGGAACAAGGCACUGGUGGGGAGAUGAGGGUUACAGCCCCAGGAGAAGGGACAGAGAGGCCAGGACAUACCGUGCACAGUGGCCCAGCUGGUGUACCUGUAUUCCUGGAGCACAAUGACUACAUCCAGACUGAGGUGGAUAAGAAGGCCGUGCUUACAGUCCAGAAACCAUUCCAGCAUCCAGACGAGGAACAGGACCAGAAACUCAGCACAGAGGAAUCAACAGGAGCAGAAGGACCUGCAGACUAUGCCCAAAACCUUUCUGCACCUGUAGUCAUCCACACACUAGCUCGGGUGAAAUGGCUGAAGCUUGUCUCACGAGCACUUGGGGUCUGGGGAAUACUGAGGGCUCUGCGCUUAGCGGCUGCUGCCACAGCUGACGCAGGAAAGGAGAAGGAGGAAAAGGAGCAGAAGGAGUUUAUAGCUGAUGCCAGAUAUGUGCUAAACAUAGUUGAACAUAUCAGAACUGUCCAGGAUAAGGCUGCACUUGGGAUGCAUGCAUCCAGCCAGCAGAUUAGGAAACAGCAGUGCAUGGAACACAGUGCGGAUGUGUCAUUAGCAGUGACACCCACUGCAGCUGGGGCAGAGAGGCAAGCACAUGAGAACCACAGUUCCACAGCUGACACUUUGGUAUUUCUGGACUACAAUGACUACAUCCGGACAGAGGUGGUGAAAAAGGCUAUGCUUGUUGUCCAGAAACCAUUCAAAUACCCAGAGGAGCAGCAGGAGCCAAGUGCAGAGAGAUCAACAAUGGCAGAAAGACCUCUAGACUGUGCCCAAAGCCUUCCUGCACCUAUGGUCAUCAACACCCUGGCUCGACAGAGGUGGCUGAGGCUUGUCUGGAGAUCACUGAGAGUUCUGCGCUUAGGGUCAAAGAGAACCUCCAGCACAGAAGAAAAGAAGGAGCUAAAAGCUGAUGCCACAGAUGUGCUAGACACAGCCAAGUGUAUCAGGACAGAUGUCCAGGAGACCACUCCUGGGAUGCAUGCACCCAGCCAGCACACUGUGGAACAGCAGGGCAUGAAGCACAAAGCGAAUGUGUCAUCAGCAGUGACACCCCCAGCAGCAGGGGCAGACAGGCAAACACACAAGACCCACGGUCCUAGAACUGAUGCUCCAGUAUUCCUGGACUACAGUGACUGCAUCCAUACUGAGGUUGUUAAGAAGGCCAUGCUUAUGGUCCAGAAACCAUUUGAAUACCCAGAGGAGGAGCAGGACCAGGAACUCAGCACAGAGGAAUCAAUAGGAGCAGAAGGACCUGCAGACUAUGACCAAAGCCUUCCUGAGGUCAUCAACACACCGGCUCAGCUGAGAUUGCUGAGGCGUGUCUCACAAGCACAGGAGGUCUGGAGAGUACUGAGGGCUCUGCACUUAGGCACCACUGUCACCUCUGACACAGGAAAGGAGAAGGAGAAACAGCUGAUGCCACAAUGUGCCGGCAAGGGCAGCAAAAGCCCAAUAAGCAGAGACAGAGAGCUUGGCACAUGCCCAGCAUAGCAGCAGUGUGGUGACCUUCUCUGCUCUAUCUUCUUCUCUUGUGGGACUGCAAUAGUUAAUAACAUAUGCUAAUAACAUAUAUAUAUAUAGAUAUACAUACA
Messenger RNA from Ficedula albicollis (Collared flycatcher), 2784 nucleotides. RefSeq lists its product as uncharacterized. The record is from RefSeq and is a predicted model, not a curated record. Lineage: Eukaryota; Metazoa; Chordata; Aves; Passeriformes; Muscicapidae. The transcript has 4 exons. The coding region runs from base 53 to 2683 and encodes 876 amino acids.